Molecule: messenger RNA, 1803 nt
Organism: Drosophila miranda
Lineage: Eukaryota; Metazoa; Arthropoda; Insecta; Diptera; Drosophilidae
Exons: 3
Coding region: 193-1110 (305 amino acids)
Source: RefSeq, a predicted model, not a curated record
CAUGGUCAGUCGCUUUCCGAAGCUCCGCCGUGGAAUUCGAUCCUUCAAGUGGGAGCAGCAGUUCCUUUGUCCUUUGAAACUGUGUAAAGUUUAGCGGAGAUGUGUUUCGAAACUAUUUAGCCAAAAGGUUAGUCUUGAGGUUUCCUCUUCAAGGCAAUGUAGCGACGCUCUACCAGUGCUUCACUUUAAAAUAUGAACAAAAUGUUGCUUCCUUUGAUGAGACCUUGGGUUCUGCCGCUGUUGCUUCUAUCUGCAGCAGCGCCGAUGCGUUCGGCACCCCUCAUCCGAGCAGAGGCGAAAACGGUGCCCUGGGACUUGCUGCCAGAGAGCCGAGAGCUCCUGCCGGACAGCGAUUGGGGGUGGGUCCAGCCAGAAGCCCAGAAGUCAUACCCAUUCCAAUUCCCAUACCUUGAUUAUGUUGACAACGGAAGUCCUUUGCCAAAAACGAAGGCUGCGGAAAUGGCAAACGAAUUGGGCGAUGCGACAAUGGCGGACUUUUUCCCGCCGUUUCCGGAGCUUCUGAGUCGACAAUGGCGCCAGCGCCAGGAAAACUAUAUCAAACAGUUGUUGGUGCAGCAGAAGUGGCAAUCUCCGCCAAAAUCCAAGCCCAAGCGGUCGCCGAUCCAAUGGCCCUUCGACACGGGCAGUCGGGAGGAUGCGGAGCAGCCGCCGCCAGAUGAACCGCGCUAUCCGUACGCCUACUUCUGGCCCAACGGACAGCGGCCCGGGAAGCGCAAGAACCAGCUGCAGACGCAGAGUCUGCGUUACAUGCCCUCGAUCAGUGCUGGAGCCAUGACCAAUCUGGGCAACUUUUUCAACCAUCUUGAGGAAAACGUGCGCUUUGCGGAGCGGUCGCACCUGGGCGAGUCGGAGGCACGCCUGCUGGAGGGCAAACAUCCCCAUCCGCUCCAAAUGAAAGCCACCCCAAACGCGACAGAGGACCCAGUGCAGCAGCAGGUGCAGGACCAGAAGACCUCGAAGCUGCUGCAUGCCAUACGCAAUUACCGACCCUCGCAGAAGAUCCGCUCGCUGGUGUCGCGCAACCCGCAGGGCUAUCGCGGCUCGCAGCUCAUCGAUCCCAGCUACAUGUGGCUGGGACUGGGCAAAUAACAGUAAGCCCGUCGAUGGCCGACUCUUAUAGCCAUAUGACAUUAGACUUUGCCAACAUGAUAUCAAGACGCACAAUGAGUGUCUCCAGACAAGUUUCCCGGAAAUAGCACUCAUACCAAACCCAACUCGAAUUUGGUUCGAGUGACCGAGUAUCUCUCCCUCAAACUGCCAGCAAAAUUGGAUCAAAUUUCAACAGCUCUCUGCAUGCUUUUCUCCAUGAGACUAUGUCUGUUUUUGCGGUUAUUUCAGUUGUCAAUGUCUAAUGUCAUAUGGCCAUUAACACCAUAAAAUGUGCAGCUGCGCUGCUUUUUCUUUGUAGGCCCCAAAUUAUUGUUUGUUUUUUAGUCUGUGUAUAAAAUAUAUUUAGAGGAAUCAGCAAAAAUGGCAAAUAUUCUUUCGGCAUCUUAGCGAUCACAUUCGAAGAGGAAUAGGCAUAUGAUACGGGCGUGUGAGUAAGUAUAUGUGGAAUAUAAUGUAUGUUUAGGUGAUUUUACUUUGUUCUGGCUUCCUCUUAAACUGCCUUUGAAAGCUGUUUGUUUCCAAUUUAGAUCUUGGUAUAAUUCGGAUAGGUGGCGCCCGAGUGGUCGCCCGAUCUUUGAGGUGGUCCCUGGAUCAGCGGGCGCUGCUGAUCGCUUGUGAGCUGGAUGUGCUUGAACAGCGAGUAGAUGCCGUAGUAGAGGUACCACCAAAGCG